AUGCUUGGGAAAAGUUUGCACAACGCCUUGAGGCGUAACAGAUUUGACAUGAUUGACAAAAAUAUUCAAAAAUGGAAGAAUACUAAAACUUUAAGUUGGUGCAUGCGGGCAAACGAGGCUCAGUGCUUGAUGGUUCUGUGCUUGCAGGCUCAGUGCUUGAUGGUUCAGUGCUUGAUGGUUCAGUGCUUGAUGGUUCAGUGCUUGAUGGUUCAGUGCUUGAUGGAAGUCACGAACGCUCAGUGCUUGAUGGUUCUGUGCUUGCAGGCUCAGUGCUUGAUGGUUCUGUGCUUGCAGGCUCAGUGCUUGAUGGCUCAGUGCUUGAUGGUUCUGUGCUUGAUGGUUCUGUGCUUGCAGGCUCAGCUCAGUGCUUGA
Molecule: messenger RNA, 372 nt
Organism: Eimeria maxima
Lineage: Eukaryota; Apicomplexa; Conoidasida; Eucoccidiorida; Eimeriidae
Exons: 6
Coding region: 1-372 (123 amino acids)
Source: RefSeq, a predicted model, not a curated record